UAAACAAACAUCUACGUGGAAAGUUGAAAUCCGACAAAAAAUGAUAAAAAAUUAACAAAAAAAUUAAAUUUAAAAUUUUUUUACGAUGAAAUAAUGGAAAAGAAGUUGGAAAAGUACAGAAAACAACAAAAAAGGAAUGAAUUAUAUGAGAAUUUCAAAGCAAAAGUCACAAAAGUCUUCUCAUUCAAGCGCAACAAGAUGAAACAAGACGACGAUUUGGUCAUUCAAAUGACUGACGACACAAAUUUCGAUCAAAAAAAGCAACCAGAUGAUGUCAGUGAAGCUGAAACUGAAGAAAUUCUCGAAACAAUGCCUCAAGAGAAGCGAACUGCCUUCGAUUAUUUCGUUUAUUUUGUUUAUUUUUUACUUUAUGUCACUUUGUACGCGAUUGCGGUGCAAUUAAAGUUCGGAAUUGUCUUUUUUAUGCUCUCGUUGCUGUUUUUCAUCUACUUUUUCGGGACAAGUACACGGAGAAGGGCGAAAAAUGAGCCAAGUGCUUAUUCAGUUUUUAAUCCGAACGUUGAAAGUAUCGAUGGGACGCUGAAAGCAGAGCAGUUUGAACGGGAGAUUGGCAUUAGACAUACUUGAAAUUUGAGAAUAAAUGGAAAUAUUUUGUGAUAAAUU
Culicoides brevitarsis is the source of this 624-nucleotide messenger RNA. RefSeq names its product SAYSvFN domain-containing protein 1 (gene Saysd1). The transcript has a single exon. NCBI's taxonomy places the organism in Eukaryota, Metazoa, Arthropoda, Insecta, Diptera, Ceratopogonidae. Bases 94 to 588 code for a protein of 164 amino acids. The record is from RefSeq and is a predicted model, not a curated record.